GAUAUGUCAGAGGAGAAAGAAAAAAUUUUACUACGAAGGAGAAAAAGUUUUUAGAAUGAAUUUUUUAGUAAAUUAGUGCAAUGUAUCGCGAAUAAAUAUAAUCCUGAUUUUUCUUCGCUAGUGUAUACAUUUGAAAAAUGUUUCAAUAGAAACCAAAAUUACAUAUAAGAUCAAGAACAAAGUGAUUUAAUUAAAAUGAAUCGUCAUCAAGUCUUAAGUGGUGCCUGUAAUGCUGGAGAUCGGUGUUAUGCAGUUGGAUCUGUCGAAGGAAUCCCCUUCACGGCAUAUGCAGCAGGGUGUAAUAUUGUAAUCUUGGCCAGCACAUUUGAACGUGUGCAAAUUAUCCCCGGAGCUACUCAUGGCUAUAUCAAAAUAUCUGCUCUGGAUUGCAGCACGGAUACAGGAAAAAUUGCUGCGGCUUAUGAAGAUAAAAUCUGCAUAUUUGAGCCUACUCCUGUUAUUCAAAAUGAAAGACCAUCAACCCAUAACCUUGAUUAUAGAUGGGUACAAACUGGAUCUUUUUCAAACAACUCGAAUGUAACAACUCUAUCAUGGAAUUUAGAAGGCACACGUCUACUAACUGGCGGUGGAUCGUUGCAGAUGUGGAGAGAAAAAGUUUCCGAAGAUAAUGAGUCAACAGGAGUGAAAUUUGAAAUUGGUGGUGGUGAUAGGGAUGUAAAAACUCCAACCAAUGAGUCUAAUAGCAAUGAAACCGCCUGGGAAUCCAUUUGGAGCUGUCAAACCGCUAUACCUGUCUAUCACAUGGCAUUUAGUCCAGAUGGAACACUUUUUGCCACAUCAGGUCGCAACGAUCGUCUAGUGAAGAUUUGGUACGAGAAUAAGCAUGUUCUUUUCCCAACGAAAAGUUUUGAUGCAUCACAAUUUCGAUCAGGUACUUUCGAUGAUUCGGAUUUAAAUUACACCUACGUAUAUAUUGCUCAUCCGCGAGCCGUAACGAAUAUUUCCUGGCGAAAGACCAGUAAAUAUAUGCCCAAAGGAUCUGUUUCGAAUAUGCUUGUUACAUCAUGCCUGGACAAUAUAUGCCGCAUAUGGAUAGAGACAGUUCUUCCCGAUGAUGGUUUGGUCAAUAUGACUCAGUUUGAUCCUUUGGCUUCACAGAAUCCUAAAUUCAGAACACACCGACACAAACACAGAUUCAUGCAACGUUUGAAACACAUGAAAACAUGUUUCCACAUACGCAGACAUGCCAAAAACGGUGCAAUCAUAGGGAAUUUAGCUAACGCAGCCGGAGACUCGCCGUUUCGACAAGGUCCCAUACCAUCGCUACCAUCAUCGUAUAGUGUGCAUGAUUUCCACUCAUACGGGUUCCAUGGCACCGGUGUAAGUCCUGGCAUGCAUUUCCAUCUAGCCGCGUCGAUUAAUGCAGAAACAGACAUCCCCCUGGUUCCUUCGAUGCAAACUUCUGAUCCCUCAAAUCAAAACAAUUUUAUCCUGCAUUGGUUAAACAACAAGGAAAUGCAUUUUUCGCUUCAAGCUGAGGGCAUUCUGCAGGAACUAACACGCAAAAUAAUUGAUAGAGAAGACAAUAAUAACAAAACUACGACAAAUUUAAACGGCCCUGACAGUCACAACAUGCAUAUGGAAGACCCAACAAUAGAAGCCGAACGCCGUGAAGAUGCAAAGAAAAAAUUCGCCAAGUCCGUUCAUAAGUCGUUUUCUAUUGAUGAGAGCAACAGUGAUGAGCAUUCCAGCAGUAAACAUUCCGGUCAACAUGGUCCUCAUGGUGGCGCAUCCCAUUUAAAUUCAAUUUCGAACACGACUUCAUUGAAUUCCUUGGCGCCCGACAAUAACCCAGCAGGAGGGCAUAUAAUCGACUCCUUGGAUAUGAAAAUCGAUUGUUUGCUGAGAGAUUGGCAUCACAGUCCUGAUUUAUUGUACUCAAUCCAUCCCAUCGAUGGAAGCUACUUAAUAUGGGUGAUUGAGUGGUUAGACGACUACUAUCCAGGAUCUUUUCGUCAGGCCCAAGUUUCGUUCUCGACAAGGAUUCCAGGAGCCUUCCCAUUGGGCGAUGCCAUGUCUAUGUCUACAAUGGUUAGUCUAUACAACACUGGAGCGAGUCCAUUGAAUUUCCGGGAAAUGGUUAAAUCUGUUAAGAAAAAUGAAAAUAUUCCUGAUGAAAACGGAAAAGACCCACAAAGUUUGUCAAUUGUGUCUGAGGAACAAGAAGUCGACGAAGACGAAGAAAACAAUGAAGGGGCAGAUAAUGAGAAAAAGGAGGACACAGGAGAAGACCAAUCGAAAGGCAGUAAUUCAGACGAUAUGGUUAAUACCACGCCGUCACCGACAGUUUCGAUGGUUACCAAACAUUCAAAUGGAACUCUAAACUUAUGGCAGUUGACUUUCUCCUAUAAGACAAAGUUUACUCAAGUUCUGAGCAUUGGUCAUGUGUGCCGUGCUUCUGGUCACAGAUUCCGAGUAAAUGACAUUACCUGUCAUCCUGUUUUGCCUUUAUUGGUAUCUACUUCUCAUCAUAACAUUCCUGACGCCAACAGCAGUGUUAUAAGUCCAUCUGAAAAGCAUCAUAACUUCAACAAAGACAUAUUUGCUCCAGCUGGUUUUUGUUCUGAAUUGAUUCUUUGGCGUGUAGACGCAGUUGGUCCACUAUGCCAUUCAGGAGGAGUCAGCGAGUUGGCUCGAAUAAAUUCACCCGAAAUAUCGGCGUUUAGUAAUGUUGCCUGGAUUCCAACACUUCUUCCAAGCACAACACUAGGAUCUUACAGUAAUUCGCCAUCGGCUUGUUUCGUUGCGAGUGAUGGUGAAAACUUACGCGUCUACCAAGCUGUAAUCGAUGCUCGGACAUUACUGGCCGAAAUAUCUUCAUCGGAGAGCAUAAGCAAAAAAGAGGGUUCCUUAACAUCUCUAUACUCUGAGGUUUCAUCGGAAAAUUUUUAUCACAGGGCUUCAUUGCAUGAUAAAAUAAAAAUUGUUUCUCAACAAUCAACUGCGCGUCCAGGUUGUAUCAUUCAACUAGAUGCACUCUCAGAUGCUAAGCACGAUUGGCAGAAUACGCAGUUCUUGCAUGUUUUCCAAGAACAACUAAUAACUGGCGAGAGAACAGACAAACAAAAGAGCGACGACGAGGCAACUAAUCAACCUGGUUUUAUGGAAUCCCAACUGAGUGCGAUGGUAGAUUUGCAGAGAAAUUCAGAGUUCGAGGAACCAUUCUACAUUGUUAUUAUCGAAAAGACCUUAAAGGGAAGCACCAUCCAUAUGUGGCGAAUAGUUAUUUCAUCUAAACCGCAAACCUCGUUUCUGUCGGAAUCGGCAAUGUAUGUACCCGAUUGUAAUCUUACUCAAGAUUUAGACGAUCCAGAGGUUACACGCAGAAUGUCUAUGGACAAUGGAAUAGCUGGCGGAGAGGCUGGAACUCAACCCGAGGCACCACACAUUUCUAUAGUGACGAAAAAAGUGUGCACCCAAGAACUUCCAAUGCCGGAUGGGGUGGAUGUUAUACACGCUUCACCUUCUGCCGGUCAUCUAAGCUCUUCCUCGAUUUACCCAGCAUGUUUUGCACCAUACAUUAUUGUCACAGCAUGUUCCGACUCAAUAUCACGUUUUUGGAAAUGCGAUGUGGUAACUGGUGAAGGAGGUGUUGGCGACCUGGAGACGACAAAAUAUGAAUGGUCAGAAUGGAAAAUGUUUAGUCGGCAGCAAGAUUCAGCCAUUGAAAUUUCGGGUCAGCCAUUGAACAUAAGUGCAGCCUAUUCAGGUCGUGUUGCGUGCGCCUACAAAUAUGGCAAAUCCUUUACAAGGCCCCACAAAGGUGACCCGGAUUCGAGAUAUAUCAAUUUGUGUGUGGCAAUAUACGAGUGCGAAAGUACUGGAGGAAGUGAAUGGGUUUUAGAAGACACCAUUCAUUUGAGAAACGUCCAUUUACCACGCAUUAAUAUUGAUCACAGUCUCGAUCUGAGUUACCUGCACGAUAGCAGAUAUUUACAAAAGAAGCAACGUCUCAAUCAAGUGAUUCAGACAUUUACCCAUGAAGAUAACAGGUCGCCUCGAAGUGGAGAAAUAACUCCUGAAUUGGGAGUUAAGCCAGCUUCUGGACUCCUAGCAGUACCGAGCUUUAGUACACUUCAAUCACUGAGAAAGAGUAUCACAGAAAAUGGAAACACGUGUCCAUUGACGCAAAAGCAUUUGGUUCAAUUGGAUUGGGUAUCCAAAGAAGAUGGCUCGCAUAUUCUUACUGUCGCCGUAGGUAGUAAAAUUCUACUAUACACCCCAGUGUCUAGUGACUUAGCACAAGCCAACAUGAAAGCUAUGAAAGAAUCGCGUUCCGCAAAUCGACCUAUACUCAGAAAAUCUAGUUCCUUAGCACAGCCACAUUUCAACGAUGAAAUUCGUUGGAUGAAAUUACGUCAAAUUGAUUUACAAACAGCCGAUGGGCUGCCGCCGCUUCCUAUGCAAAUUUCUUGGGUGCGUGAUGGUAUUCUCGUCGUUGGUAUGGAUUCGGAGAUGCAUGUUUACUCGCAGUGGAAACCGCGCUUUGCACAAGCAGUAAGCGUCGAAGAUCUAAUGGACACCCGAAAUUUGCGAGAUGAAGACUUACGUUCUCUUGCCAAUGAAACUUCCCAACGAAGACUGAACAAUGUACAGUCGAUGCCAUUGAUGAGCAAAGCAAGCACGGCUAAUUUGCAAUUGCUUUCGGUAGACAAGAAGAAAAAGUUUGGCAAUCUUAGUACGGCAAAUAUUCAGCCCGGUUCAGAUGCACAACAAUUCCACGAUUACAUGACAGACUAUGGUCUGUUUCAGGCUUCAAGAAUAGCCUGUCCAGUUUUGCCACAAUAUCAUCCAAAACAGUUAAUGGAACUUUUGAAUUCUGGAAAGAUUCGAUGGGUAAAGGCUAUUUUGGCACAUUUGGUGCGUUGCAUGAGUGGGCCAUAUUUGCAUGGGGGUGCUGCAGCUGGUGAUGAUGAAAGUGUGCAGAGGCAGCGUGCCUGGUCAAGAUCGAGAACUCUUUCAAUAAGUUUUGUUGGUGCAGCCACAAGUCCAAAUGAACCUCGAGGUUCUACAACACAGAUUCCUGAAGAACUGAUGUUAGACUAUGCUGAAAUUACUUCUAUUCCGCCGCUCCCACUUUGGGUUCUGUUGUCUGCAGACAAAGAAGGCUCUGGUCAGGGCAAACAACAAAAGGAAGAGGUAAAAGACUACGAUGAACUCUUCGAUAUGGACGCAGAAGAAGACAAUCUUGAUGAUCUACUUGACGAUGAAUCUGAGCCACGUCGCAACGAUCGCAGACCUUCCAUACCGGAAAAAACAGGUGUUGCUCACUUCGGACCUCGUCAAGGACAACUCUUGUCUAGAUUGCUUACACACACACAUCUCCCUGGUCUGUCGUCGCUGGAUCAGAUGCAUUUGCUUGCAUUGGCCGAUACCGUUGCCACAUGUAACACAGACUUCUCCGAAAAAUUCGCUAUCGACGCAGCAAAGACUGCUAUUGCCAAGGAGAAUUCCCACAAUGUCGACGAAACCGGACAUAACAUAUCGACAGAGUCUCUCGAUGAUUGUGCUCUCCGAUUUUUGCUCGCCAUGAAGCACUUUUCCUACUUAAUGAGAUGCCUUCCAUUGAAUCAGCGCUCACAUUUCCAAAAACAAGGUGUAGGUACUUCAAAUAUUGUGUGGGCUUUCCACUCAGAGGGCGAAGAGGAAUUACUCAACUUGAUUCCAUCGUACACAAAAGGAGAACUCAAAUGGUCAACUCUUAAGGAAUUGGGUGUUGGAUAUUGGUUGAAAAACGUUACCGUUCUAAAACAGUGUAUUGAAAAGCUGGCCAAAUCGGCAUAUCAAUCAAAACAUGAUCCCUUGGAUGCAGCUUUAUACUACUUGGCCAUGAAGAAAAAGUCAAUAGUCUGGGGUCUGUUUCGGUCGCAACGAGAUGAAAAAAUGACAUCAUUCUUCCAAAACAAUUUCAGUGAUGAUCGUUGGCGCAAAGCUGCUCUCAAAAACGCAUUUGUGUUGCUAGGCAAGCAGCGUUUUGAACAUGCAGUAGCGUUUUUCUUGUUGGCAAAUUCAUUGCAUGAUGCAAUUGAAGUUUGCUUGAAUAAAUUGGAAGAUUUCCAGUUGGCACUUGUUUUAACCCGCCUCUACGAAGGUGAACUGGAUGCUAAUACUCCAUCUACGUACAAAAAAUUGAUCAACGAGCAUCUUUUGGGUAUCGAAGCCGAUGGCAGCAGCGGCCAAGAUGUAAGCAAAGCUCAUCCAGAUCCAUUUUUACGUUCAAUCGGAUUUUGGAUUCUCAAGAACUAUUCUGCAAGUCUUAGUACUCUCCUCCUGAAUAACGUUGGACAAAACCAUCCUGCUUAUAAAGAUGAUGAUAGUCUGAAAAAUGAAAACUCACAGUCCACCAAUCCUAAUGUGUUUAACUUUUACAUUUACCUCCGAACUCAUCCACUUCUCAUCCGACAGCACAUCGCGUCAACAGCACAGGAAAAGAAGCUAACUCAAGUUAUUCUUUCCGGAUUCAGCUAUACUGGAGAUAUGGGAAGUGCAGGAGUGAGUGAUAAACAGUUGCAGCUAGAGGACAGUAUCACCCCCUUAGAACGGCAGCUAUAUUUUACUACUGCUCAUGCUCACUUUAAGGCUGGUUGCCCUGCCCUGGCUCUUGAGGUUUUAAAUAAGCUACCAACGAAAGUAAUAGACACUGCAGCUAAUAGUGAAGUUGCUACUCCGGCCGAAAAUGCAGAAGACCACUUGAUCAACACUGGAAUUAUAGACUGGGGUAAACCUGCAGCUCAACAAGCGCCAGCUGCUUCAGACAUUUUUGGCGGUUCAUCUGCAGAUUUCGAUUGGGGAGCUCCAGUGCCAGUUGCCGAAGAUGAAGGAUUUAAAAUCGACUGGGGUGAUGAAGAAACGAAUGUUGAUGACGAUGAAGACGAAGAAAACCGAAAAACACCAACACCCCCAAUUAAAAACAAUGAAUCAACGGACAAGCAAAGUAAUCAAGAAGAAAAGCCGCACGAAAAAUUGGACAUAAUGGCACAGCAGCUUAAAUUUGUUGCAUGCUUGAAAAUUCUCAUGGAGGAACUAUCAACGCUAGCAACGGGCUUUGAAGUAGAUGGUGGCCAACUCCGAUACCAAUUGUAUAUUUGGUUAGAACGAGAAGUGGAUGCAUUGAAACAGCUUUGUAAUUAUUGCAAUGCGGAAAAUGAUGCCUUAGAAAAUAAUCAAACAAUCGAAAUGACUCAGACAGAUAAAGACAAUAAUAUCACCUCACAAAAAUCAACUGAUAAACCAACUUUACAUGAAAUUUUAAUGCAAGAAAAACAAGACUUUGAAGCUAAAGUAAAGAGAGCAGCAAGGCGCAAGAGAUGGCUCAAAGCUAAUGAAACUCUCCUUCGUACUCUAUUGAGUUACUGUUCUCUUCAUGGAGCCAGUGGUGGUGGUUUGGCUUCAGUUCGAAUGGAAUUGGUGCUACUACUUCAGGAAUUACAACAGGAGAAAACACAACAGCAGCUGUUGAGUCCCCUACCUUUCCCAACAACCCUUCCUCUUUUGAGUGCAUGUGUUGCUGGUAAUAAGACUGUUAUAGCCGAUCCAAUUAAAUACUUGCAAUCCCACACUCAGGAUAUGCUUCAGACCGUCGUAGAUGUUCGUUCUCCAUUUAUUGGCGUCAAGGAAAACACCUACUCUGAGAUAUUUGUACUCCGUGAUUUGGCCAUUGCUCUGUCAUCGUGUAUAUACCAAUCACUUUGUGAUUCAGAAAGUUUUGUAGUGAGCCAAUCUUUAGUUUCAAAUGGGUAUCAAAGUCCAGGUAUUGAGAAUAUUGCCAAGCUUAACGCAUCCUGCCAGUGCUCUCAUUUAAUGGUCAAUGCAAAUAUUUACCAACGCAAGCGAAAAUAUUCAACUGACGAACCAGCUCCCGUAUGUACGUUACCAUCUAAAUGGCCUGGUGUUACCAAUUUAAGAGCACUUUUGGCUCGAGAAAAAGAUGAAGACAUACCAAGACUGACUGUACUUCUGCUUGAGGCUUUUGUUGCCACUUAUAUGUCUCUUAUGGUGUAUGCUUUAGCAUCAUGUGAUUGUCACAUUCUAUACCGAUUGAUUGGUCAGAAAUUUACCAAUUCUACAUGGUCGUCACUUUUCGGUGGAGGCAUAAAGAAACUUCUACGCAAGGCAACGUCACAAAGUCAUCUCACUCAAAGUUUCCAAUCACAAAGCUCUCAAGAUAUACCAGAUGAUAGUAGUGUUUGGAAUACCGUAACAUCUAUUACCAAGCAGCGGGUUAAACUUAAUAUGAAACUUCUUGGCACGUUCAGUAAUCCUAUUAACAGUUCGGUUAUGAAAGAGGAUAAGCCAACUUAUAGGGAACAAUUUGUUUCCCCAGAAAUGUCAAUGGUGUCGUAUUUCUUAAUAAAACCAUCCCAUUUGGAAUCGAAUGAAGAGGAAUAUGAUACUGACGAUUCGUACGCAUCAGAUGAGGAGGAAGACCCAGACGAUGAGGAAGUAUUCGGCGAUGCACUAAGUACAAAUCCAACCACAUUGAGUAAACCUAGAAAAGAUAAUACGGAGCAUUCAAAUCCGAUGUCAUACUCGUGGAAUAUUAUGCGAUUAGCUAUAAUUAAGCUGACGUCAUUGAAACUGCAAGAACUGAUUAAUAUUGCUGGAAUCGAAAACCAAGAACUACCUGUAGCAAGUCCACUUUCCCAUGAAGUAUUACGUAACCUUAAUCAUUGGCAAGAAAUUGUAACAGAAGAACUGUUGGCUAAAGGACCUGCACCUGCGGAUUUUAUUCCUGGUUGCUUUGUUGAAAAUGAAGCAAAGGGUCCUGCUAUCCACAAGUACAGAUCGUUACUUGAAAAACACAAUACACCAUUCCUGUCCAGUUCUUCAGCAGGACCAGCUAGACGCCUGUGGAACUAUCUUGUACGUCAGGAACAUGUACAAGAUAUAUUUAUAAGAGCAGUAUUUGGCAAAAAACGAUCAAAGGAUUGGGAGGGAACUUCGAACACUUGUUCAAGGCAUGAUUCAAAUGGCGGACAUGAUGUAGACUCGAAUAGCGAACAUUUAGGUUUACAACAUGAACCCAUUAGAAUCAUACACAAAGACCAGGAAUCAAUUUCGGCGUUUUGCAUUAACAAUGCUUCACCGGGUCUUAUGGCUAUAGCCACGCCUCGUGAAGUACAAGAAAUGGAUAUUUCCUUGCUUCUUGAAUCACCCAACUGGUGUGAGGAUGAAUGUGAAUAUGAUUUACUAAAUUUGUCCAAGGACGUUGACUCACUUCCAGCAACAGGAUUUUUGGUUAUUCAAGCCGCAGCGGACAAAAAUGCGGUAAAUGCAACUCCGAAUAUUCAAAACUAUGGAUCUUCGUCAAGCUAUCAACCGACAAUUGGCAGCCAAUCAGGCCGUGGAACAUCGGUGAUAAAAGGAGCCAAUUUUCCAGGUUGUCACGAUCCAUGGUAUUGCAAAAUGGUUUUAGAACAUUCUAAACACUUGCUAAAACCGGUUAUGAAACAUAAAGUAGAUAACGUUAAGCGAAUGAGUUCGCAUCCUUUGAUGCCAUUGUAUCUUACUGGAGGGCAAGACGGAUCGGUUCAGUUGUGGGAGUGGAGUCAUCAACAAGUUGUUUGCACACCCAGACCACCUGGUACAUUUGCCAAGGUUACACGAUGUAGAUUUUCACAACAGGGUAAUAAAUUCGGUAUUGGUGAUGGUGAUGGAAACCUUAGUUUGUGGCAAGCUGGUAUUGCCGCGCAGAGUAAUCGUUCAUUUUUCACCCAACAAUGCCAUAGCAAGCUUCUUGCUGAUUUUGUUUUCUUGGGGUCUUGUAGUUUAGUGGCUUCAGCCGGUCAUAGUUCGGAGAACAAAAAUGUUGGUAUAUGGGAUACAUUGCUUCCACAGAAAAAGUCACUGGUGUCAUCGUUUACUUGCCACGAUCAAGGAGCAUCUAGUUUAAUCUAUGCACCUCAGCAUCAAGUACUCAUUUCCUCUGGCAAAAAGGGAGACGUUUGUAUAUUUGAUGUUCGUCAAAGAACAUUGAGACACAGAUUCCAGGCCCAUGAGAGUGCAAUCAAAUGUAUGGCAAUGGAUCCUCACGAAGAACUUUUUGUAACCGGAUCAGCGGAAGGUGAUAUUAAGAUUUGGAGUUUAACUCAUCAUGCGCUGCUAUAUGCUUUUACUGGGGAACAUGCUAAAAGUAGUUUCUUCAAACACAUUGGCCAAGGUGUUAGUCAACUGCAGUUAGACUCGCAGGGUCGUUUAUUUUCGUGCGGCUCAGAUGGUUCUAUGAAAGUGAGACAACUUUCUGACAGGGAUAAUAUUGUGCAGUCAUUAUACUAACAACAGGUCCUACUAUAACUGCAACUAUAAGUCUCGUCUCUUAAAAACUGUUUAUCGCCCAGUAUCCCAAACUACCACUCUCUUAAAGGGAAAACACUGAAAACGAAUACCAAAGUUAUUUACUAAUAAUUAAAAAAAAAAUAUAUAAAAAAGAAAAGAAAAGUUGUUAAUUUUGUCUGCAUUAAUAUAAAUAUAUAUAUAAAUGUAUUUACGUGUGAAUUUUACUUGUAUUUCGUACAUAUGUUUCCUAAAGAAAGAAAAAACGUUUGUCCUGUUUGAAUUUGUUACUAAAAAUAUACACAAUUUUCAUAAAAUAAAAAACAACAAAAAUUAUAAUUAUUCACCCUUUUCGAAAUCAGUCAUUUUAACCUUACCAAGUUUUAUUACCUAUUCUCCUCCUACAUUUAUUCAUGUUUCCCAAAUUAAAACAGAAAACAAAACAAAAUAAAAUAAAAAAAAAAUUAAAUAAAAUAUGAAUCAAUUCUUAUGAAGUAUUCAAGCUUAGGUAAAAUAAUAAAUAAAAUAAUAAUAAUUAUUGCAUUAUAUAAUACAACUUAUUACUAGCAUAUAUUAAAUAAUAAUUUAUCUAAAUUAAUGGCGAACAAAUUUACUGUUGAAGUGCAAUCAAAUUUUGAAAAAAAAAAAUUAAAAAAACUAAAGCAAACCAACUGAACCGUGAAGGAAAGACAAUUAUUUUGAGGAGGCACAGUAUAACCAAAUAAAUCAUAAAGAGUUGUUGUAUUUAUCAAAAGAAUGAUAGAAAAUGGAAACAAAUAAAUAAAAUACUUAUGUAUACAUUAACUACUAUUUACAUUAUUGCCUCGAACUAAGUUAAAUUGCAAAAUGAAAGAGAUACAAAACAAAAAAUAGAUAAUUAUCGUGUAAAAGCGAAUUGUUUAAAUAAUUAAAAAUAUAAAACAAAUAUGAAUGGAGACUAGAGAAGUGUGUAGAGUGUCUUGACUGUUUGCUUAGAUAUUUGUUUUGGUACAAACGAUCUUGUCCUCUUUUUUAGAAAACAAAGCGGUUUUAAUUUUGUGUUCUAAGACGCCUUCAAUGACAACAAAAAUUAUUUAAACACCAACUAACCACAUCAGUUAACUAUUCAUUUUAACCUCGGGCUUUGAGUUUUGAAAAUUGUUUUAUAAUAAAGACUUCGUCAUACAAGAUCAGAUGUUGUUUAGUUAGUUAGAUAAAUAGAUAUUUAAACAAGAGACAAUAAAAGAAAAACAAAUCUGUCAAUUAAAAAUUGAUUUACUUAACAGUUCGAAAGUCAAUUAUGUUAAGUUUCUUUUUUUUUUCAAAUCAAACGAGACUUUACAACUUGAAUUUUAAAAUAGCAUUCUGCAUUCAGGAUUGUGCUCCUACUUAUGAAACUUCUGAAACUGCUGCUAUCAACAAAGAUCGUUAAAUAUUCUUCUAUCUGCCACCCAAAGUAGAUUGCAUUUAAAUGAUAUUAGACCUUAAAGGCAAGCAAAUAAUAGAAAACUAUGUAGCUUCCUUAGAAACAUUGAAGGUUAACUUUAAUAGAAUAUCCAAGAAAGGAUUUAAUUGCGAAACUUAGCUCUUUGCAAAUGGGUUUACUUAAUCUUUUUUCACUUUUAAUGCAAUUAUCUACGGAGUCGGAGUUUUUAAGGUUCUUAGUAAAAAGAUUUUGUUAUUAAUAUUUUGCAGUUAUGCAAAUAAAAACCUCACAAAAAAUGAUUCUUAUUUGGACCAACAUAUAUUCAACGUUUCAUAGGGGACCAACAGUCAAGACACACUACAGUUAAAUAUAUAUAUAUAUAUAUUUAAAUAACAAUAUAUAACCAGUAAAGUCAAAUGAUAAAGUAUUAUAUUAUAUAUAUAUAUAUAUAAAAUAUAUAUAUAUUAUUUUUAUGGAUUUGUAUUAUAUAACAAUUAUUUUGUGUUUUAUUAUUUUUAAUCAUAUUUUGAUUUAAAGUUUUAUGUUUGUUGAAGUAAUUUAAAAUAUUUUGGUGUGUAAUUUUUUUAUCUGUUAUAUGUUCAAUAGUAAUUGUACUCUAUAUAAAACAAAAAUAAAUAAACUAUGCAUAGAAUAUUAUUAUUAUGUUUUUUUUUGUUUAUAUAUAAUUAUGUAUUGUAUUGAUUUAUGAAUAGCAUAUGUAUAACAGCAAUUCAAAGUCCAAUACCUUAUUUAAUGUUGUUUGCUUGCGACUAGAGUCAGAAAAGCACAGUCAGUAUAUGGUGGCAUGUCUUUUACAAGUAAAUACAAAAUGAAAAGAAAUGUGGUAAAUUUAAUCUCCCCGUAAAAGCAAUAAUUUUUUAAAUUGACUUUGUUUUUUAUUUUUGAACACAAGAUAUAUCAACACAAUAACGUAUUAUUUUUAUGUAUAUAAAAUUUAAUAUACGAAAUUGAAUUUUAUAUACCUAAUUUUUUUCGCAAUAAUGCUUUGUUAGUUUUACGAAUAAAUUGUUUUAUGUUUUCUUUUUUUUUCAAUAAUUUGUGUUUGUAAAGAGAAGAACAUAUUUCAUUAAUUAUAUUAAGCUGUUAUUAUGAUUGUUAAUAAAAAUUUAUUUAAACUCAA
Messenger RNA from Eupeodes corollae, 12839 nucleotides. It is a transcript of the gene Rbcn-3A, whose product is annotated as dmX-like protein 2. Bases 196 to 10296 code for a protein of 3366 amino acids. The transcript has 24 exons. Gene Ontology annotation, molecular function: protein binding. NCBI's taxonomy places the organism in Eukaryota, Metazoa, Arthropoda, Insecta, Diptera, Syrphidae. Gene Ontology annotation, cellular component: RAVE complex. The record is from RefSeq and is a predicted model, not a curated record. Gene Ontology annotation, biological process: vacuolar acidification.